AUGGUUCGUGAUGCUAGUUUAACAACAAAAUUAAGAGUAGUUUUUGACGCUUCGGCAAAAUCUUCAAAUGGUCUAUCUUUGAAUGACAUACUGCUACCGGGACCGCGUUUACAAAAAGAUUUGUUUACCAUAUUAAUUAGAUUUAGGACAUAUAGAUAUGUAUUUACGGCGGACAUAGUCAAGAUGUUUCGUCAAAUUAAAAUUAAAUUCGAACAUCAGGACUACCAGAGAUUUUUAUGGCGUGAGGCGCCCGGAAUACCUGUAGGAUGCUAUAAGCUAAAUACCGUAACGUAUGGCACUAAUUGCGCGCCAUAUUUAGCAAUGAAAUGCUUUGAAAAGUUAGCUAUAGAUUAUAAUGAAAUAUAUCGAAAAGCGUCCAAAAUUCUACAGUCAGAUUGUUAUGUGGACGAUAUAAACUCCGGUGCAGACACUUUACAAGAAGCAAAAUUAUUAAUAACCGAAAUUAACAAUCUCCUAGCCCAAGGGGGGUUUGAAUUGCAUAAGUGGUCAAGCAAUAAUAUAGAAUUAAUUAAUGAUAAGAAUAUAGGUGAAAAUAUAAAUGUAGGGUUUGACAAAGAAAAUAUAAUUAAAACUUUAGGGGUUAUAUGGCAACCUACAUCUGAUAAUUUUAAAAUUUAUAACAACGUUUUAGCUAUAGACAAUAUAAAAACCAAACGAAAAAAUUUAGCAUCUAUAGCUAGUAUAUUUGACCCGUUGGGAUUCAUUACUCCGGUAGUCAAUUCCAAACUUAUUAUGCAACAAUAA
Messenger RNA from Ctenocephalides felis (cat flea), 765 nucleotides. RefSeq lists its product as uncharacterized. NCBI's taxonomy places the organism in Eukaryota, Metazoa, Arthropoda, Insecta, Siphonaptera, Pulicidae. The record is from RefSeq and is a predicted model, not a curated record. The coding region runs from base 1 to 765 and encodes 254 amino acids. The transcript has a single exon.